Cololabis saira (Pacific saury) is the source of this 4395-nucleotide messenger RNA. RefSeq names its product N-acetylated alpha-linked acidic dipeptidase 2 (gene naalad2). The record is from RefSeq and is a predicted model, not a curated record. Gene Ontology annotation, molecular function: carboxypeptidase activity. NCBI's taxonomy places the organism in Eukaryota, Metazoa, Chordata, Actinopteri, Beloniformes, Belonidae. The coding region runs from base 194 to 2413 and encodes 739 amino acids. The transcript is spliced from 21 exons.
CAGACCUGAGAAGAUCAACACCGGCCUGCAUGUCCUGCAGAGUGGCAAAACAUGUCUGGCUAACUGCAGCAGCACUCUUCAAGCCAUUUGCUAGGAUUUUAUCCUGGACUGAAACAAAACCCAAAUACUGCUGAGCACUCUGCAGAGACGGCCGUGUGGAUGCGUGGACGGCUGUGGGGCGCAGGGCUGCAACAUGAGGCAAGAGAGCAGGUUGCUGCGGUGGAUCUGGUGGAUUGUGGUCGUGACAGCCUUGUUCCUGCUGGGCUUCACCAUCGGCUGGUUUGCAAAGCCCUCUCACACGAGCACAGAAAGCCACAAAGCUUCAAAUGAGUACCUGAAAGAGUUUCUGGAUGAAAUGCAGACAGACCAGAUCAGAGACCAUCUCAGGAAGUUUACCCGUCUCCCCCAUCUGGCCGGCACGGAGCAGAACCUGAAAUAUGCAGAGCAGAUACAGAAGGAGUGGCAGGAGUUCGGCCUGGACUCGGUGGAGAUGGUUCCCUACGACGUCCUACUGUCCUAUCCCAACAAGUCACAGCCAAACUACAUCUCAAUAGUUGAUCAACUCGGCAAUGAGGUUUUUAACACGUCAUUGGCUGAGCCAGUUCCACAGGGUUAUGAAGAUAUUUCCAAUAUUGUACCUCCAUAUAGUGCUUUCUCUGCUAAAGGACAACCUGAGGGAGAUUUGGUGUAUGUUAACUAUGGUCGCACAGAAGAUUUCUUCCAGCUAGAACGGGAGAUGGGCAUCAAUGUAACAGGGAAGAUUGUCAUAGUCAGAUACGGCAAAAUAUUCAGAGGCAAUAAGGUGAAGAAUGCCAUGCUAGCUGGAGCACAGGGGAUCAUUAUGUUCUCAGACCCAGCAGAUUACUGGGCUGCUGGAGUACAGCCCUACCCUGAUGGCUGGAACCUGCCUGGUGGAGGAGCUCAGAGAGGGAAUGUCCUCAACCUGAAUGGAGCAGGAGACCCACUCACACCAGGGUACCCAGCUAAAGAGUACACCUACCGAUUCAGCCUGGAGGAGGGAGUGGGACUUCCCAAGAUCCCUGUGCAUCCGAUUGGCUUUGAUGACGCAAUCCACCUGCUGAAGAACAUGGGAGGCCAGACUUCACCCAACAAUUGGAAAGGAGCUCUGAAUAUCUCCUAUAAGAUUGGUCCAGGCUUUACAGAUGACUUUAAGACUCAGAAGGUACGUAUGAAUAUUCAGACAAACAACCAAGUAACGAGGAUCUACAACGUCAUUGGAAGGAUCAGAGGAGCUGUGGAGCCAGACAGGUAUGUGAUUCUUGGGGGCCACCGCGAUGCCUGGGUGUUUGGAGGAAUUGAUCCCAUGUCUGGAGCCGCCGUGGUCCAUGAAACUGUGAGGAGUGCUGGCACCCUGCUGAGAAAAGGCUGGAGACCACGAAGGACCAUAAUAUUUGCGAGCUGGGACGCAGAGGAGUUUGGACUACUGGGAUCUACAGAAUGGGCUGAGGACAAUGCCAAGCUGCUGCAGGAGAGAGCUGUGGCUUACAUCAACGCAGACUCAGCCAUCGAGGGUAUGUACACACUGAGGGUUGACUGCACCCCAUCCCUGCACACGUUAGUGUACGACCUCACCAAGCAGAUAGCCAGCCCAGAAGCAGGAGAGGAGAGAGUUUCUCUGUAUGACAGUUGGCAUAAAAGGGACAACUGGACCAAUGAGCGUGAUGCACCCAGAAUCAGUAAACUUGGGUCAGGCAGUGAUUUUGAGGCCUAUUUUAUCCGUUUGGGAAUUGCUGCAGGAAGAGCUAGAUACACCAAGAACAAGAAAACAGAGCGAUACAGUAGCUAUCCAGUCUACCACAGCGUUUAUGAAACCUUCGAGAUUGUGGACGGGUUUUAUGACCCCUCCUUUAAACGACUCCGGGCAGUGGCUCAGGUGAGAGGCGGACUCAUCUUCCUAUUGGCGGAUUCGCAGCUGCUUCCUCUCGAUGCUGACGAGUAUGCACACUCACUGAGGAAGUAUGCACAGAGCAUCGCAGGGCUAGCACAGAAUCACCCAGAACAAAUGGAGCUGUACAAAGUUUCCUUUGAUUCCCUGUUUUCUGCAGUGCAGAACUUCACUGUUGCAGCCAGAGAUUUCCAUGAACGCCUACAGACUCUCAACAGAGAAGAUCCUCUGCAGGUACGGAUGGUCAACGAUCAGCUCAUGUAUCUGGAGAGAGCCUUCAUUGACCCUCUUGGCUUACCUGACAGACGCUUUUACAGGCAUGUGAUAUUCGCUCCCAGCAGCCAUAACAAAUAUGCUGGCGAGUCUUUUCCUGGGAUCUACGAUGCUUUGUUUGACAUAGAGAACUCACCUGAUCCGGAGGAUGCCUGGAAGGAAGUCAAGAAACAUAUCAGCAUCGCAGCAUUUACCGUCCACGCCGCUGCCAUGACCCUGACGCCCCCUGCGUGACGCCCAGUGUCGAGCAAUGUGAUGACGGAUGACUGUGUUGUCAAAUCAGGAUGUGAUGAAAUACUGUCGUCUACUUUUCAAGAGACUCAUGCAGAGCACGCUUUGUUUCCAGACCUUUCUAAUAACUGUGAACGUCUUGAUCGUAUUUCAAGAAAUCUGUGAACAGAGUUGGUUGUUUUUUAAUGGUUUUUGUUUUGUACAAGUUACACCAACAUCUAAAAAAAUCCAUCCUUUCAUAUGUCCACAGAAAAUAGCAUGUAGAGAUCAGAAAGAAGAGUCAAAUGGGGAGUGAGGAACUGAGUUUGGCUCAUAUUAAUGAUAUUCCUUUAUUAAAUCGUUUUCACAUCCUUUCUGUUCAUCAAAAAUAUAGUUGUACAAACAAUGAUCAAACAACAGGACACAGACUGUCACCAUGAGGCAAUGGAGCAGUUCUUUAUCAUCUCCUACCUCUGUAACAACAACGUGGAAAAAAACAAUUUGGUAAAGUACAUCAUCAAAAAAAACAAACAAAGAAAGUAAAAAAAGUGAAAAUCACCAGGAAAUUCAUUUAGGUUCACUGGAUAGAAAUGAAACUAUGUAAACACAAUAAUAUGACCUUACUUCACUAAUCGAUAAGCUUUUUGCAUGGAUGAAUGUUCAGAACUGUUUUACCGGCCGGUCUUACCGAUCUUCACAUACACCACCCCUGAAGAAAAAGGUUGCUUCUGUUUAGAGGCAAUCUUUUACGGUGCUUUAUUUGGGAAGACAUUCAUUUCCUCAUGUGAUCUGCUCUUUGUUGCUUCUGUUUUUAUCAACAACAUUUCUGAGGAAGGCCCUUAACCCUAACACCUCCCCGGGUGCUGUAAAAAAAUAGCAGCCCACUGCUCCUAAUCCAACUAGAAAUGGGUUAAAAGCAGAGAAUAAUUAUCCCUUGUUAGAUGAAUAAAGGAUAAUAAAAUACAAUCUACAGGAUCCACAGGAUGGUACAAACGCCACAACCUUUUAUGAGCAGACUUGCUGCUGGUUCUUGUCUUCUUUUAUCGGACAGCGACAUUUUCCAUUGCUUUUAUGAAUGUCCAGUCAUGAUAUGGCUCAUAACUAAAAGUGCCACAUUUGUCUCAAUACUCUCACAAUCUGUUAAGCACAAAAGCAAACACGGUUUACUCAUAGUUAAAAAGGUUAAAACUCUUGAACCUCCUCCACACCACUACACCUGUACGAAUCAGUGACGGGAGUGAUGACGGCGAUGGGGAAAACACACACAUCAAAAUGUAUUUCAAAAUUAAAUGCGAAAUAAUAUUUCUGUAAGUGAAAAAAAAAACACAAUUCAGCAGUAUGCAUAUCCAAUACUACGUCUUUUUAUAUUAAAAAUACUCUGGGGAAUUUUUCAUACUCAAUUGCUUUAGUUGACGGUGUUCCUGAGUUUUAUCAAAUAAGAGCAUCAACCUGAUCUGACAUGAAUUUUACAUUUGCAACAAGGCAACACAUGAAAUAGCAGCUAGUUUCUUGUUCAUGCAAGUGUAUUCUCCACUCUCAACCCCUAUGAUCUAUUAUGCUGAAUAAUGCUAUAUCAAUAUUUACACCACAAGUGAUGUCAUCUGUCAAAAUGUAAUUAUACAAUUUGAUUUAUGGCUCAAAACCUAUUUGUGUGUGCACAAUAUGCUCAUUUGUUUCUUUUUCUUUUUCAUUAAUUUAUGAACAGAUAAUAAACUCAUUAGAUUCAUUUUCAGAAAGUGGGUAGUUUUAUCUUUUGCUUGCAUUCUCUCACAAAAUAGCUUAACUAAGAAAGCAAUAAUAAAGAGAAUAAAUACGUAAGAAUAACUAGAAUUCAUGCAGAUAAAAUGUAGUUUUAGCUUGCUUGGUUGUAAUUUAUCUAGACGUUUUAAACAUUGGUAUAGGUUAAGGUUAUAGAAAAUGUCUGCUGCCUAUUAAACCAUCUAAUGUCACAGUGCAGUGAUUUGACGAUAUAUGUAAAAGUCACAACACUGUGCCAACAUUUCGGC